This is a messenger RNA of Amphiprion ocellaris (clown anemonefish), 492 nucleotides long. It is a transcript of the gene sec61g, whose product is annotated as SEC61 translocon subunit gamma. NCBI's taxonomy places the organism in Eukaryota, Metazoa, Chordata, Actinopteri, Pomacentridae. Gene Ontology annotation, biological process: protein targeting; post-translational protein targeting to membrane, translocation. Gene Ontology annotation, cellular component: membrane; Ssh1 translocon complex. Gene Ontology annotation, molecular function: transmembrane protein transporter activity. Bases 149 to 355 code for a protein of 68 amino acids. The transcript has 4 exons. The record is from RefSeq and is a predicted model, not a curated record.
ACAAUAACAAAAACAGACACGUUGUACGCAUGCGCCGCUAAAGUCUACGUCAGCCCUUCUUUUUGUCGGUACAGUGUUAAAGCUACGUGGCUCUCUCACUCCGCUUGCCUGUCUUCUCACUAGACAUCGUCCGGAAGAGCUAAGCACCAUGGAUCAGGUAAUGCAGUUUGUUGAGCCCAGCCGGCAGUUCGUCAAAGACUCCAUAAGGCUUGUAAAGAGGUGUACAAAACCCGACAGAAAAGAAUUCCAGAAAAUUGCCAUGGCCACAGCGAUUGGGUUUGCCAUCAUGGGUUUCAUUGGUUUCUUCGUCAAGCUCAUCCACAUCCCUAUCAACAACAUCAUUGUUGGUGGUUAAAUAAAUCCUGGUCAAGCAAUAUCUGUGGACAAGACGCUGUGGUGCAACGUGUAAUUGGGGAUUGAAGGGAUGUCAUUUUUACAUUCUGUGCUCAACAUUUAUAUUUCAAUGUGUAAAUAAAACAAAUGGAAACCCAA